CCGACGAGCCCGGUCAAGAUUCCCUCCGCCAGCAACAACCGCCAUGGAACCCACCCUCAGAAGCGUCACACAUCUCAGCGCCGACGGACCCGUGAUUCGCGCUCGUCGGAGAUAAUGUCGCCUUCGCUUGCCGCUUUGCUGGCUGUGACAGAUAUUCCCCGGCCAAGACAACUUCAGCGCCGCCGUCGCACCGAAAAGACCCUGACUGUGGAAGAGGUCAUCGACUGCCAGCAGGCGUCUGAGAAGGAGCUGAGCUGGUCAUUUAGCCGCAGCCCUCUCGACAUGCUGCUUUCGCCUCCUCAUGAGAUUGCCGACGACGACGAUAGCGUUAGUGAUUGCAACAUCGGGUCCGCCAUGUCAAUCAGGACUUACUCUGUCGACUCGAUCCCUUCUCUUGAUGAGUCUUUCAGUAGUGAUUGCCUCUCGUCUCUCGACAGCCCCAGGACACCAAGCAUCUGCUCACGAAGGACGAGGUUUACUCCCAUGCGAAAGUCACUGGAGCCUGUCAUCUCGCCACCUGGAUCCGUGGACGAGCACCCCCUGGCUGGAGAUGACGCCGAUGUCGAUGAGAUGGACAUCAUCACCCUGGAACAGCCUGAGGAGGUUCAGCCCAGCAAGCUGCAAUUCCUGCAGCCCUUUAAGCCGCUUCGAUCUGUUUUCAAGUCCAACUUGACUGCAUCGCUGCGUGCUUUGAGAUCGGCUGCCAAGUCUUUCUCGGGCAUCAACCUUCCAUCUAUCCCUCCGGACGACUUCCUGACCCGCUCCAUUCUCACCAUCGACCCUAAUGUGCCCUAUGCUGAUGAACGCCGGCCACCCGUCUCGGAGGAGAUGCCUUCGGCAGCGAUGCGCCGUUACUUGAACCCUACGACGAAUGCACGGAUCGAAUCUCCGACAAAGACGGUAUUUGCAGGGACAUUUGCUGCUUCGAUUCAAAUGCGCACCUACAAGAUCCAGCGUUCCCGAACGGCGCCGGGAUCUUUCCGAAACGCUUAUCCGUCAACUUCGCUGCAGUCACAACCGUCACCUGCGCCUCAGCAGCCACAGCCGCAGGCCCCCACUCAGACACCGCCGGGCAUGCGACAGCGCGAAAUGCGUGAGAACCCCGAUUUCAUCCGUAUCGCCGUGAUGGAGAUGGCCAUGCGCAAACGCGGAAAACUAGACGACCAAAAACCCGGCCGGGCCCGCUGGGCGCUCCCUCCGAGACAGAUGUCGACAAAGCCCUACGAGGUGGCCCCCAGCGGAGUUCCGGUGCGGUGGAUUCCAAUCACC
Molecule: messenger RNA, 1269 nt
Organism: Fusarium vanettenii 77-13-4
Lineage: Eukaryota; Fungi; Ascomycota; Sordariomycetes; Hypocreales; Nectriaceae
Exons: 1
Source: RefSeq, a predicted model, not a curated record